Messenger RNA from Candidozyma duobushaemuli, 837 nucleotides. RefSeq names its product Nif3p (gene NIF3). The record is from RefSeq and is a predicted model, not a curated record. Gene Ontology annotation, cellular component: cytoplasm; mitochondrion. The transcript is spliced from 2 exons. Lineage: Eukaryota; Fungi; Ascomycota; Pichiomycetes; Serinales; Metschnikowiaceae. Bases 1 to 837 code for a protein of 278 amino acids.
AUGCCUAGUCCAACUUCGAAAAGAGCUGUCCUUGCAGCCACUAAUGCAAUUCAAAAGCUUUAUCCAGUCAGACUAGCCGAUAGUUCCUGGGACAAUACCGGUUUGUUAGUGGACUCAUCAUCAGAGGCCAAUGAGUCCGAUGCCUGCAAGAUUUUGUUGACAAUUGACUUAACCCAGAAUGUCGCCGAGGAAGCAGUCGAGAAAAAGUCGAAUAUGAUCGUCGCUUACCAUCCCUUCAUCUUCAGGGGGCUCAAGUCUAUCACAUCCAAAGACCCCCAACAAAGAUCUCUUGUCAAAUUGAUCCAGAAUAACAUCAGCGUUUACAGUCCACAUACAGCCGUUGAUAGCGCCAAGGGCGGUGUCAAUGACUUUUUGGCUGAUGGCAUCUCACAGAACUUGAAGAUCAAAUCUCGCCAAGUCAUUGAACCAAACCCUGAGGAAGAAGGCUGUGGUAUGGGUCGCCUCAUAGAACUUGAGGAGCCCGCAUCGCUCACAAAACUCGUGGAGAACGUCAAGCUGUCUCAAUCGCUUAAGCACGUCCAGGUUGGUGUUGGCAGAAACUUGGCCAAAGACCAUCCAGUGAGUACAAUUGCUAUCUGUGCUGGAUCUGGAGGUUCCGUUUUCAGAGGUGUCAAGGCAGACUUAUACUAUACUGGUGAAUUAUCACACCAUGAAGCGUUGUUUUUUACGGAAAGUGGUUCCUCGUUGAUCGCUUGUAACCAUUCGAACACUGAGCGGGCUUUCUUAUCUGUGUUGAAGAAGCAGUUGGAACAGGAGCUUCCAGAGGCGGAGGUGGAGAUCAGUGCCAAGGACAAAGACCCAUACGAGGUCUGGUAA